AUGUGAAUAAAUUUGUGAGAGUUUGUGAGUUUUCCAACAUUAUCAGCCCUUUAUCACAAUCGGAAAAUUGUAUGUCGCAGUCCAGCGAGACGCAGCCACAGGAAGACAUUGAACGAGCAAUGGGUGGUGCCGAUGAGCCAAUGCCGCAGCGAUUGCCCCCCAUCGAUCGGACUUCAGAUCGUUAUCCAUAUUGCAUUGUUUGGACCCCGAUACCAGUGCUGACCUGGAUAUUACCAUUCAUCGGGCACAUGGGAAUUUGUAUGAGCAAUGGAGUUAUUCGGGACUUCGCUGGACCGUAUCUGGUCACCGAGGAUAAUAUGGCAUUCGGGCGUCCCACACGCUAUAUGCGCUUGCAUCCGAAAAAUGUCGAAGGCGGCUCCUAUGCCUGGGAUGAGGGCGUCACCAAGGCCUCGGUACUCUAUGGCACUCGUAUGCAUAAUCUCUUCUGUGAUAAUUGCCACUCGCAUGUGGCCACAGCGCUUUGCAAUAUGCGCUACUUGAAUCGCACCAGCUGGAAUAUGAUUAUUUUAUGCUUCUGGAUGUUCCUUUGUGGACAAUAUGUGAACUUUUGCGGCUUCGUCAAGACCUGGUUGCCGUUUCUUAUAUUAAUAACCAUUAUAGUUUUACUCGCUGUGUACUUCUAAAAUAUACAACUAAUCCAGUCUCUCUAGAACUACAUAAGUAUUCUUAAGAUCCAUGUUUAUUCGAGUGUAAUUUAUUUAAAUAUACAAAGCUGCUAAGUACUAA
This is a messenger RNA of Drosophila navojoa, 747 nucleotides long. Its product is annotated as transmembrane protein 222. The record is from RefSeq and is a predicted model, not a curated record. NCBI's taxonomy places the organism in Eukaryota, Metazoa, Arthropoda, Insecta, Diptera, Drosophilidae.